Adelges cooleyi (spruce gall adelgid) is the source of this 1560-nucleotide messenger RNA. RefSeq names its product myeloid differentiation primary response protein MyD88 (gene Myd88). Bases 187 to 1308 code for a protein of 373 amino acids. The transcript has 7 exons. The record is from RefSeq and is a predicted model, not a curated record. Gene Ontology annotation, cellular component: plasma membrane. Gene Ontology annotation, biological process: Toll signaling pathway; innate immune response; defense response to Gram-positive bacterium. NCBI's taxonomy places the organism in Eukaryota, Metazoa, Arthropoda, Insecta, Hemiptera, Adelgidae. Gene Ontology annotation, molecular function: TIR domain binding; Toll-like receptor binding.
ACGAAUGGCAUUCUUCAGGUGGUCUCAGCAGUGAGCAGUGGGAUUUUGCACGUUCGGUACUUUCUCCAUUAAACUUGAUGACUAAACAUUGAAUCGUUCGAAAACCAUGUAAACAAGUUUAUCGUUCAUAUUGUGUUCAAGUAAAUAGUAAUAAUUAUUAUUACUAUUUACUGCGUGCAAUUUAACAUGGACAAGACCGAAGACGACUGUUCGGAAUUGAACAUUUCCAUUUUACAAUUGCCGACCAGGGAACGAUUGUCGUGUAUGUUGAACGCCAAAAAAGUAUUGCCAUCGCCUGAAAAUUUUCCCAGAGAUUGGAGAGGAUUGUGUACGCUAUUAAACUAUACUAUACCGUCUGGAUGUGAUCCGACCGAUCCCGUUGGCAAAAUUUUUAAAUUUUGCGAAAAUAAAGUCACCAUAGCUCAUUUUGUCAACUGCUUAGAACGGUUGGAUAGAUAUGAUGUUGCCGAUGAAAUCAAAGAUAUGAUCAAAAAUGACAUAAGUGAGUACAAAAAAAAGAAGUUUUCAUUAGCGAACCCUGGGCCGGUUAUAAAGUGUCAAGAAAACGAUGCCGAUAUUAUAACAUUAGAUGAUCUUCAUACAUCCAACAACAAUCUUCCUUUUACAAGAUAUGAUGCGUUUUUAUUGUUCGACGAUGCAGACAUAGAAUCCGCCACCAAAGUCGUACAACAAUUAGAGAAUAACUAUAACCUGAGACUUUGUUUGAAAGAUCGCGAUUUGAGACCGGGCGUAAUGUUUGAAUAUCAAUCGAUCAUAAGACUGAUAUCCGAUCGAUGUAAUUGGUUAAUUACAAUUGUGUCAAACAAUUUUCUCAAUAGUCCUUGGAAUAGAUUUAUUAUAAAUUACACUCAAGUCUUAGCAAUUGAGCAACGUGUUCCAAAAAUAAUUCCGUGUGUGUUUGGAGACUGUAUGUUACCUCCGGAACUCAAAUGUUACGUCCAUUUGUUUUUUAAUCGCCAUCACCAAUUUUGCGAUCCAUGGAAAAAACUUAGAAUUACGGUUUCACCCUAUUCUACUGAUAUAUUAGCUAAAAGAACUGAUGUUGUCGAAGAUUGUAAACAAAAACUUGAGACGAUUAUAGAUUCUACUUGCAGCAAUAAAAUAGCAAUAGAACAAAAAGAUGAUGACAAAAUAUAUAAAGAAGAAAUCCAACUGCCUCCUAAGAACAAUAGAAAUAUCUUGGAAAGAAUUAUGCACUCUGUAGGCAAUUUCUCGAAUAAAAUCGCUCACCCGAAAUCGAAUAAAAAACGAAAGCAUAAAAAGAUGGCUGAAGUUUCAACGCUUUAAUUAAAUAAUUAAUAUUGUUUCUAUGAAACAAUAUUCGUAGCUAUUAAAACUUAUAAAACAUUUCAUUUGAUUUUCUCAAUCUAAAACCUCAAUUUUUAUUUAAUUCUACGUAAGAGGUUAUGACCGCACCUGAAAGAACGAUAUAAAGAUUCUUACCAAAAUUAUUAAAUUAUGAACGCUGCAAUUGUCCUGCAAAUGAGUCCUACUGUUGUUUUUUUAUACAAACUUUGUUUAAUGUUUAAAUAUAUAUAU